Messenger RNA from Cryptosporidium ubiquitum, 1284 nucleotides. RefSeq lists its product as uncharacterized. Bases 1 to 1284 code for a protein of 427 amino acids. Lineage: Eukaryota; Apicomplexa; Conoidasida; Eucoccidiorida; Cryptosporidiidae. The record is from RefSeq and is a predicted model, not a curated record. The transcript has a single exon.
AUGACAAUUAGUGAAAAUACCUUCCGAGAUGUUAAGCUAGAUAAAUUUCCUGAUUUAGAUAACCAUUCAUUUAAAAAAAAAAGUGAUGUUAGUAUCGAACUCAGUGAUUCCAAAUAUUUAACUGGAAAGAAGGUUUUUCCCUAUGAAAACAAUGACAGUUGUAUAGCGGAUAAUAAAACGAAGCAAUUUAAAAAAAGUGAUGAACAGUUUGAAGUAACUGGGGAUAAUGAAGAUAUGGAAAAUUUUAAUGACUCUAGUAAUCUUGUCGAGAUAAAAGGGAUUCAAAAGCCAAAAAAUUAUGAUAUUUGUUUAGAUCGUGAUUUAAAUGUUGAAAAUAACCAAGAUUCUGGUAGAAUAAUAAUGCUCGAUUUAGAUAACACAUUGAUCCCCACAAAUUGGAUUAUGCAAACAUGGAGAAACAUUCAAUGUGAAAUGGGCAAUGAAGGAGAUAGUAUAGACUACGGUGAAAAUGAAAAUAACCUUUAUGAGUUGACAGAACAAAUUAGAAAUGAAUUAGUUCAGGUAGGAUUGUUUCAAACACUUGAAAAAUUCUUUUCUGACCUAUGGAAUACUGGAAAAGCAUAUAAAAUUGUAAUAAUUACAAAUGCAGGACUAAGAACUGUUGAAUUGUUUUAUCUAAAAUACUGUCUUCCGAAAUUAGGUGAUUUGUUGAAAAAAUACAAUAUUGAAAUUAAAUCAACAGAAGAUUAUAUUAGAAAAAAAGGACCUCCUCCAUCUCCAUUUAGAGAAGAGGAAUAUCGGGAAUUUUAUACAAAUGCAAAACUACAUGAAUUUCAAAGGGUAUUGUUAGAUUGUUGGGGGAAUAGUUUAGAGCAUGCCGGUGAAGUGCCACCAAUAUUUGAUGUUAUAUCUGCAGGUGAUCAAGCUUGUGAAAUGACAGCAGCCUGCAGAAUAAGUAAAUUUUAUGAAAAUAGAAUACGUCGCACCAAGCUUAUCUAUAUUCAUGACCCGGAAGAUUUCCGAUUUUGGAAACAAAAACCAGAAAGCUUUAUAACUCAACUUUCGGAAACUCAUAGAGAACUGUUAAAUAUACUUAGUGAUGACUCAGAAACCCUGAUUGGUUUUAGCGAUAUGAAUUCAACUGGAUUUACGAAUCUGGAGGAAGAAAAUGAUGAAGAAUUUGAGGAAGUUGCAUUGGGAUGGUACUGUAGGGGAAAAUACAUUAACAUUGCAGUAAGUAAGCCUGAAAGAUUUGUGUUACCACAAGGUAGUGAUGAAAUUUACCUCGAAACUGAAAGGGACUAUUUUGGAAAAGUAGUAUAG